GGACGUUUGAGCCAGCUCAGGAGCCGUAGUUGGUCGGAGGCCGGCCGUGGGGGAUUGUGGGAGAAGAUGGCGGCCGCCGUUCAACCCCGGUUCGUCCGGGCCCUGCCAAUGUCACGUUCUGCCAUUUCUGCAGUAGCCACAUCUGUGGUUCAUGGCCCAUCCUGUCGCCAGCUUCAUCAUGCUCUCAUUCCUCAUGGAAAAGGUGGACGUUCCUCUGUCAGUGGGGUUGUGGCCACUGUGUUUGGAGCAACAGGAUUCCUUGGCCGAUAUGUUGUCAACCAUCUCGGACGGAUGGGGUCACAGGUGAUCAUACCCUAUCGAUGUGAUCCUUAUGACAUUAUGCAUCUUCGACCCAUGGGUGACCUGGGCCAGAUUAUCUUUCUGGAAUGGAAUGGGAGAGACAAAGAUUCUAUCCGAAGAGCAGUGGAGCACAGUAAUGUGGUCAUCAAUCUUGUUGGACGAGAUUGGGAAACCAGAAACUUUGAUUUCGAGGAUGUUUUUGUGAAGAUUCCCCAUACAAUAGCUCAAAUUUCUAAGGAAGCUGGAGUUGAAAAAUUCAUCCAUGUUUCCCAUCUGAAUGCAGACAUUAGAAGCUCUUCUAGAUAUCUGAGAAAUAAGGCUGUUGGAGAGAAGGAAGUGAGAAAUGCAUUUCCAGAAGCUACCAUCAUAAAACCAUCAGACAUCUUUGGAAGAGAGGAUAGAUUCCUCAACCAUUUUGCAAAUAUUCGUUGGUUUGGUGGUGUACCUCUUAUUUCCUUGGGCAGGAAGACUGAGAAACAACCAGUGUAUGUUUCAGAUGUAUCCAAAGGAAUUAUUAAUACAAUUAAAGACCCAGAUGCCAGAGGAAAAACCUUUGCCUUUGUUGGACCCAAUCGUUACCUCCUCUUUGACCUGGUACAGUAUAUCUUUGCUAUGGCUCACAGACCCUUUCUCCCCUAUCCCGUGCCACGUUUUGCCUAUCGAUUGAUAGCAAGACUCUUUGAAAUAAACCCAUUUGAGCCUUGGACAACGAGGGAUAAAGUGGAACGGAUGCACAUCACAGACUUGACAUUGCCUCAUCUGCCCGGCUUAGAAGACCUUGGUAUUGAGGCAGCUCCGCUGGAACUCAAGGCCAUUGAGGUGCUGCGGCGUCAUCGCACUUAUCGCUGGCUGUCUUCUGAAAUUGAGGAUGUGAAGCCCGCCAAAACUAUCAACUAUUAGUGCCCCCUGAGCAGCCUUGAUUUCUGGUGUCAUUUGGGCUACCCGGCAACCUACAUUCUUUAGAGGAUCCUAUACAUAGUGAAUAAGAUCCUUCUAUUAAAUGUCCGAGAGUAAAUUCUGCUGUGUUUUCUUUCUUGAUUUAUAAAAUAAGAAAUUCCAGCCAUUUAGAACUUGAGUAUAAUUUUUUAAAAAUAUAUAUAACAAUGACAUGUAUAUUAUUUAUUCUCUGAAAUGUUGGAGGGUUUGAAUUUCCCUGUCGAGCCACUUCUAGCUUGUUUUAGAAAACUUGAUUCCCUCUUUAUUGCCAAAAUAUUGAUGAUCUCAGAGGAUAUAUAACUGACUUUUAGUUUUAGGAAAAUAUGUAGUCCCAUGAGGAAUCUAAAUUUAUUCAUGCUAUUUUACAAUUUUAUUUUAAAGGUGUUUAUACAUUAAAAAAUCAGCAGUACGUGUAUUUAACAGUCUUGUCUGUGGACAUGGAUUCUCAAACUCUUAUAGUAGCUCUAUGGUCAUCUGGGAUCUGUGCUGAGGUCCCCACCCAUGCUGUUAGGAACACCUUUAUAUUAUUUCAGACACUUGGGUAUAAACAGAUUCUUUCCCAUGCAAAGAGAUGCCUCAGCCUAUUAUCAGCGAUGUCAACUCUUACAAAUUAGAACUUUUUCAUAAUUUGUUAAUAUUGCAGCCAAGAUCCAAAUGAAUGAUUGGUUUAGUGUUGGCAAAUCCCUCAGUACAGUAUGGUUACAAACUUCCAUGAUUUCUGGCGAAGUCAGUCCAUCAUCAUCCUAAGGACCCCAAGGUUUGUCAUUAUUCACUGGAUUUCAGCUCCCUGAUCUGUAUGCCAGGAAGGCCAGUAAAAACCCUGUCCAGUUAUAGUAAUUUAUAGAGGAAGGUACAUGAAUGUCGAAGGUGAAUUUUCCAUCUGUUCUCUCUGCAUGUUCCAGAAUAUUUUUGUCCUUAAGUAGGCAAGAGCCUGGUCCGUGGAUCAGUAGCAUCAGUAUCACCUGGGAGCUCAUUAGAAGUGAAGACUCCUAGGUCUUAUUCCAGAUCUAUUGAAUCUGAAUAUGCAUUUUAACCAGGCUCCUGGGAAGUCUAUGUGCACUUUAAAAUGUGAACAGCACUACUGUCCAGCAGAGGUCCUACAGAGAUCAGUGUGCUUCCUGUUAUUAAUCCAGGUUGAUUUUCAGCUCCACCCCAGGCCUACUGAGUCAGAAUCCCUGAAAUUUUAUUUUUAUUGUUAUGCACAUUACUAUGUGAGAAUCAGCAUACUAGGGAAAGGAGCUCAACUCCUACUUUAUGUAUUUUUCUUCAGAAUAGAUAUCUCUUUUUAUUUUAGAUAAUUCUCCUGUUGGCCAUAAACUGAUCAAUAGGCACAGAUGGGCAGAUUUGCUUUGAAAUAAAUAGUAAUUCUAUAAUGUA
Sciurus carolinensis (gray squirrel) is the source of this 2613-nucleotide messenger RNA. RefSeq names its product NADH:ubiquinone oxidoreductase subunit A9 (gene Ndufa9). NCBI's taxonomy places the organism in Eukaryota, Metazoa, Chordata, Mammalia, Rodentia, Sciuridae. Gene Ontology annotation, molecular function: protein-containing complex binding. Gene Ontology annotation, cellular component: mitochondrion. The transcript has 11 exons. Bases 67 to 1200 code for a protein of 377 amino acids. The record is from RefSeq and is a predicted model, not a curated record.